AUGGUAGCAGAACAUUUAAUUUCCGUGAAAGAGGUGACCAAACACUGCGAGGCAGAUGAUUGCUGGAUAGUGGUUGGAAAUAAAGUGUGGGAUUUCACGCACUUUGCAAGCGUUCACCCAGGCGGUGCCAGCGUCAUCCUACGAUGCGCGGGUCAUGAGGCAACACAUUCGUUCCACCAAGUGCACAGUGAUGGCCUGAUUGAAAGCACUCUGCCCUCAUCUAAACACAUGGGAAAUCUUGAUCUUAAUAGUAUCGACGAUGCAUGGCGACAGCGUUCCAGUGACUUGUCAUUGAAACAUACACCAAAAGCUUUGGAGUUCUCUAAGCCUCCUCUGUCUAGCAUACUCAGCAGUCAUGAUUUUGAGAGAGUCGCACAAGAGACCCUCUCAAAGAAGGCAUGGGCAUUCUAUUCAUCUGCGGCUAAUGACCUCAUCUCAAAACAAGCGAAUCAGUCAUUCUACAGUAGGAUAUGGUUCCGACCUCGAUUGAUGCGAGAUGUAACAAACGUGGAUACCCGAUGCCAAUUUCAAGGGAUCGGAACUUCUUCACCUAUCAUGAUCGCACCUGCUGCUAUGGCUAAGCUUGCUCAUGAGACAGGAGAAAAAGGAAUUGCGAGGGCUGCCGCAGCCAGAAAUAUAAUCCACUGCAUCGCGACCACUGCAUCGUACCCAUUGGAAGAUAUUGUUUCGGCAGCCCCAAAGGCAAAUUUCUUCUUUCAGUUAUACGUUCACAAAGAUCGGUCGGUGACCGAAUUACUUCUUAAAAGGGUUUGGGCCGCGGGUAUUCGCGCGAUUAUGGUGACAAUAGAUGCACCCGUCCCCGGAAAGCGGGAGGCAGAUGAGCGUGUGCGCACCGAGCAAGUCAUCUCAAUGCCCAUGACUGGGACAAUAGCCAGAAAUGAUAAGUCGGGAAGUGGACUUACCAGGACAACCGGAGGUUUUAUUGAUAGCUCGCUGAGCUGGGGCGAUUUACCAUGGCUGAAGAAAGUCUGGAAAGGCAAGGUGAUGCUGAAGGGGAUUCAAUGUGUCGAGGAUGCCCAAAUUGCCGCUCAGUUGGGAGUUCAAGGGAUUAUACUAAGCAACCACGGAGGUAGAAACCUGGACAGCUCGCCGCCGGCACUUUUGACCCUGCUGGAGCUGCAUUAUCACGAUCCGGCCAUUUUCCAACAGACUGAAGUAUAUCUCGACGGGGGAAUAGCCCGUGGAACCGAUAUUCUCAAGGCUCUUUGUCUAGGGGCCAAAGGUGUACUUAUUGGGCGUCCGUUUCUAUAUGCGCUCAACUACGGCGAAGAGGGCGUGGUCCAUUUGACUAACAUUUUACAAAGCGAACUGGAAACAGCUAUGAAACUUGUUGGAAUCAAUAAUGUUUCACAGGCACAUCCGGGAUUGGUGAAUACAAAGGCCAUUGAUCAUCUGGUCACAGCUACGAAUUUCAAUGCUCAGCGAGAACACAAGCUAUAA
Messenger RNA from Penicillium concentricum, 1461 nucleotides. Its product is annotated as Aldolase-type TIM barrel. NCBI's taxonomy places the organism in Eukaryota, Fungi, Ascomycota, Eurotiomycetes, Eurotiales, Aspergillaceae. Gene Ontology annotation, molecular function: oxidoreductase activity. The record is from RefSeq and is a predicted model, not a curated record. The transcript has 5 exons. The coding region runs from base 1 to 1461 and encodes 486 amino acids.